Messenger RNA from Sclerotinia borealis F-4128, 291 nucleotides. Lineage: Eukaryota; Fungi; Ascomycota; Leotiomycetes; Helotiales; Sclerotiniaceae. The record is from the annotation of a GenBank genome assembly.
AUGGGGGCAACAAAUACUUGGUACUGUCUCUCAUGCAAAACCUCCCAAUACGGCUCCGUAUCAGCGGUUCGAUCGUGCAAGUACUGUAACUAUACAAUGAGUAUAUGUCAUGAGCCUGGAGGUAUGACUGUGGCUGUAGAGGCUCCUACCAAGGAUCGGGAGAAGGAUCAGAUUGUUGUUGAUGAUGUUGGUGAAAAGGGAAUGGGAAAUGGAAAGGAAAAGGGAAACGCUGGGUCGAAGACGGGCAAGUCAAACAUGGGCUGGUGGGGGUUCUGUCAUUCAGUCACUUGA